Messenger RNA from Cryptomeria japonica (Japanese cedar), 1392 nucleotides. RefSeq lists its product as uncharacterized. The record is from RefSeq and is a predicted model, not a curated record. NCBI's taxonomy places the organism in Eukaryota, Viridiplantae, Streptophyta, Pinopsida, Cupressales, Cupressaceae. The coding region runs from base 1 to 1392 and encodes 463 amino acids. The transcript has a single exon.
AUGCCUGACAAACUAAGAAUUGUUUUAGAGAGAGAACAAUCCUCUUCAAUUGUGGGAAUGAUGAAGGUGGCACAAAAAAAUCAGAGAAUUGAAGAGGAUGUGUCCAAGUUCACCUCUAUUACGUCUUCUUCCAGUUUUCCCAAGGCCACAGGUGCAUCAAAAGAAAGUGGAACAUUGAACAGCUUUUGGAAACCAGUAGAAAAACAGCAGGUGGAUGAUGCAUUCGUUGAUUUGUUCUAUACAAGUGCCAUCCCAUUCAAUGUGGCAAGAAACCCUCUUUAUCGUGAUGCAAUCCAAAAAGCUGCAGAGUUUGGAAAAGGGUACACACCUCCAGGUUCAAAGGCUUUGAGGACAACUCUUUUAGAGAGGUCAAAAGAUAGAGUGACAACAAAAUUAGUCGAGGUCAAAGCCUCUUGGAAGGUAACAGGUUGCACUAUCUUGGGCGAUGGAUGGUCAGAUAUAUGUCAAAGGCCAUUGAUUAAUGUUUUAGUAGCUUCCCCUGAAGGUUUUGUGUUUUUUAAAGUGAUUGACACCAUGAACCAUAAAAAAACUUCAGAGUAUAUUUUUCAGAUAUUAGAGGAAGCCAUUCUUGAAGUAGGGGCAAAAAAUGUGGUUCAGGUGGUCACUGAUAGUGCGGCCAAUUGUGUGGGAGCUGGGAGGCUGAUUGUAGAGAAAUAUCCACAAAUAUAUUGGAGCCCAUGUGCAACCCAUUGUCUAGAUUUGUUGCUUCAUGACUUGGCCAAAUUCCCAUGGAUACAUGAAGCAAUUCAUCGAGGAAGAGCAAUUGCAAAUUUUAUUAGAAAUCAUCGUCUCACAUUGAGCUUGUACAGGCAACAUGCAACUAGGGAGUUGUUGAGGCCUUGUGACACACGGUUUACUUCAUUUUAUAUCACUUUGAAAAGAGUGGUUGAAGAGAAAACAGCUUUGGGAUCAAUGAUUUGUUCCAAUGAGUGGGAAAGUUCAACACUUUCUAAGAGUGCUAAGGGAAAGAACAUAGAGCACAUCAUUUUAAACAGUAGCUUUUGGGAAAGUGGAGCAAAGGUUUUGAAUAUAUGUGGGCCAAUUGUUGGUGUUCUUCACCAUGUUCUUCACAUGGUGGAUAGUGACACUCCUUGCCUUGGCAUGCUUUAUGAAAGCAUGGACCCUUGUAAGGAAUCUGUUCAGAGAGCACUCAAUAAUGUAGAAGCAGAUUACAUGGAGAUAUGGGAGAUAGUUGAUGCCAGAUGGAAAAUGAUGCACACACCUUUACAUGCAACAGCUUGCUAUUUGGAGCCUAAGUUAUUUUGUAUUGAUAGACAAGCUGAUUUUGAAAUUAUGUCAGGGCUUUAUGAAGCCAUUAGCAAGUUUGAACAAAAUCGAAAAACUUCAACUCUAAUUAGAGGCCAGUGCUAG